Jaculus jaculus (lesser Egyptian jerboa) is the source of this 2118-nucleotide messenger RNA. It is a transcript of the gene Mff, whose product is annotated as mitochondrial fission factor. Gene Ontology annotation, cellular component: mitochondrial outer membrane; peroxisome. The coding region runs from base 345 to 1412 and encodes 355 amino acids. The transcript has 12 exons. Gene Ontology annotation, biological process: positive regulation of mitochondrial fission. Lineage: Eukaryota; Metazoa; Chordata; Mammalia; Rodentia; Dipodidae. The record is from RefSeq and is a predicted model, not a curated record.
GCCGCUCCGCCGCUGCUUUGCCCCAGCGCCUCGGUGCGCUCGGCCAACGGCCUCGGCGGGCGGCGGCCCUCGGCGGGGACUGUCCAGCGGGGCCGGGGGGGCAGAAGUGGCUCUACACCCAGCACACGUACGCUGAAGCCCGUUUCAGGAGUUACUAUGAAGCACAGAAGCAGAUAGUGCCAAAUCGUGGUUGGUUCCCAUUUCUGGAAAAGCAGUGUCCGUGUUGUUAUGUACACCUCCAAAAAAAAAAAGUUGAGAGCUGUAGGGGAGUUGUUUGUAAAGUAAACUGAGCUGCAGGGUAGCGGCGUUUUCGUAGCUAUUGUAGGCGUGUGUUGCGCGUUAAAAUGAGUAAGAGAACAAGCAGUGACACCCCUCUAGGAAGGGUGAGUGGGGCAGCAUUUCCUUCUCCCACUGCUUCUGAGAUGGCAGAAAUUAGUCGAAUUCAAUAUGAAAUGGAAUACACUGAAGGUAUUAGUCAGCGAAUGAGGGUCCCAGAAAAAUUAAAAGUAGCACCACCAAACGCUGACCUGGAACAAGGAUUCCAAGAAGGAGUUCCAAAUGCUAGUGUGAUAAUGCAGGUUCCAGAGAGGAUUGUUGUUGCAGGAAAUAAUGAAGAUGUUUCAUUUUCAAGACCAGCAGAUCUUGACCUCAUUCAGUCAACUCCCUUUAAACCUCUGGCACUAAAAACACCACCUCGUGUACUUACACUAAGUGAAAGACCACUAGAUUUCCUGGACUUAGAAAGGCCUCCCGUAACCCCUCAAAAUGAAGAAAUCCGCGCAGUUGGCAGGCUCAAAAGAGAGCGCUCUAUGAGUGAGAAUGCUGUUCGCCAAAAUGGGCAGCUGGUCAGAAAUGAUUCUGUGUGGCACAGAUCAGAUUCUGCCCCAAGAAAUAAAAUUUCAAGGUUCCAGGCAUCGAUUUCUACACCGGAGUAUUACACCAGCGUGACACCAUCGCCACCGCAGGCUCGGGCCUGUCCUCCCCGUGUGUCACCUGAAGACGGAGCUAAUCUUUCUUCUGCUCGUGGCAUUUUGUCGCUUAUCCAGUCUUCCACUCGUAGGGCUUACCAGCAGAUCUUGGAUGUGCUGGAUGAAAAUCGCAGUGUGAGAAGACAAAAUGACAUACGUUGUGAAAGACCUGUGUUGCGUGGUGGGUCUGCCGCCGCCACUUCUAAUUCUCAUCAUGACAACGUCAGGUAUGGCAUUUCCAAUAUAGAGGCAACGAUUGAGGGGACAUCAGAUGACAUGACUGUUGUAGAUGCAGCUUCAUUGCGACGACAGAUCAUCAAACUGAACAGACGCCUGCAACUUUUAGAAGAGGAGAACAAAGAACGAGCUAAAAGAGAAAUGGUCAUGUAUUCAAUUACUGUCGCAUUCUGGCUGCUCAAUAGCUGGCUGUGGUUCCGACGCUAGAGGUAACCUCAGCAGUCAGUUAUAUUGUCUCAACAGCUGGAAAUAUAAAGGAUUUGCAAACUUCUUUGUUUCUGUCUUUGCAUUGUAUGCCGUUUUAUAGUCCAGGCCCUGAAAAUGUAUUUCUUGCAGACAGUAAGGGGAAAGGACCUAGAUUUGUGGAAACGAAGGAAUAGUGUCACUCGGCUGUAUCCACUUGAACCAGUUCUGCAGCGAAACCUUCAUAACAUUCUUUUUGCAUGUUCUGUAAAUAGGCUCUAGGGGCUUUUUUUUAUAAUUUAUUUUCUUUUUUCCUUUCUUUUCUUUUUUUUUUUUUUUUGUUACCAGUCUGUACAACUAAAUCUCUUAAAGGGAGAGGUAGCUCAUAGAAAAUGGAUUUAGUAAAGUAUCUAAAGAAAAAUUGUUGAAACAGUUUGGUUAGUAGACAUUUUUGUACCUACAUGGCAGCAUUAACACAUUUGACAUCAAGGUUUGGUGCCAGAUUUAAGAACAGUCACGCCACCAUACUUCAUGAUCAUUUGUACAGGUUAAGAUUGUAGAACUUCUAACAGUACAGCAGCUUAGCUAUGUGCAAUGUGUGUUCUUAUUUUCAUUUUAGUUUUCAGAUGGUUUUCUAUAAAAUAUGUUUUUACUGAGUCCAUGUUUGAACAUUUUAAGAAAUUACAGAAUAAGGUACAAAUGUAGUGUAUUUAAUAAACUGUCAACCAAA